AUGUCUUGUUUGGCUCUCUCAUCCUCCAAUAUUCCGCCAUGGAAGCACCUUGAGAAACCCUAACUAAAUCCACUCUAGCGUUCUUUUUUUUUUUAAAAAAAAAGUUAACUGCAAAAUGGGUUCUCUUGUGCCUUUCCAAGACCUCAAUCUCUUCCCAGAACCACCGCAAAUCGCCACAUCCUCCGCCGUGAACACCUCCACCUUCACCACCAGCCCCAACAGCAUCACUGGCAAAACCACCUUUAAUUUCUUAACUCCCAAGCUUGAACCUAAACAAGAGCCUUUCGACGAGCCAAUACCUACAAAGACCAUUCACCAACAAGAAAACUUCCUCUUCUCCGAUUCCAAUUCUACCCCUGAUUUCAUUCCUAAACCCGAAACUACCCCUCCAUCCAACGUCUCAUCUUCCACCGAUGACCAAAACGCCCUUUACUGCGAAUACUUCCGUAUCUCGGAGCUCUUCCGCUCUGCUUUCGCCGAAAGGAUACAAAAAUACGGUGACGUCGAAGUACUGGACCCGGAUUCUAGGGCCAUCGUACCCGUACCUGAACAAUCUCAACUAACCUCCGAAACCAGCCCAACUGACAGCUCCCACCCCCAACAAGCUUUGUCUGUCGUCGUUUCACGUAAGAAGGCCGGAAGAUCCAAUGAGCUGGUUCGGGUUACAAAUUUAGGAAUCGAAGACCAGCUGCAUUUCCGGGACCUUGUCCGAAGAACCCGAUUGAUGUACGAUGCCCUCCGCAUUUUAGUCGUUUCGGAGGAAGAGAAGAGAACCGGAGCUGGACAUGGUCGACGGGCUCGUGGCGAUUUGAGGGCGGCUGCAGUCAUGAGGGACCGGGAACUGUGGUUAAAUCGUGAUAAACGAAUAGUGGGUGCACUCCCGGGUAUUGAAAUUGGUGACGUCUUCUUCUUCAGAAUGGAGCUUUGUGUUGUGGGUUUACAUGGACAAAUUCAAGCAGGGAUUGAUACCUUGCCUGCGAGCCAAAGCUCCAGCGGAGAGCCAAUCGCCAUCAGCAUUAUUAUUUCUGGUGGGUAUGAGGACGAUGAAGAUUCCGGCCUCUCGGUAAUCUAUACCGGUCAAGGUGGACAAGAUAAAUUUGGAAAGCAAUGUAUGCAUCAGAAGCUUGAAGGAGGGAAUUUGGCAUUAGAAAGGAGUAUGCAUUACGGGAUUGAGGUAAGAGUGAUUAGAGGGCUUAAAUACGAGAAUAAAGUUUCGUCUAAAGUUUAUGUUUAUGAUGGUUUAUAUAAGAUUCUUGAUUGCUGGUUUGACGUGGGGAAGUCAGGUUUCGGGGUUUAUAAGUUUAGGCUGUCGAGAAUUGAGGGACAACCUGAGAUGGGUAGUUCAAUAAUGAGGUUUGCUGAGAGUCUUCGAACUAGGCCAUUGUCCGCUAGGCCAACGGGGUAUUUGACUCUUGAUAUUUCCAUGAAAAAAGAGCGUGUUCCUAUCUUUCUUUAUAAUGAUAUUGAUAGUGAUCAUGAUCCUAUGUAUUAUGAUUACCUUGUGAACACUGUUUUUCCUCUCAAUGCAUUUGGUCAACGGAGUAAUGGUACUGGAUGUGACUGUGUUUCGGGGUGCACGGAAGGGUGUUUCUGUGCUAUGAAGAAUGGAGGUGAUUUUGCGUAUGAUUACAGUGGGAUUCUCUUGAGAGGGAAACCGGUGAUAUUUGAAUGUGGGAAUUUCUGUCAGUGCCCACCAACUUGUCGGAACCGUGUAUCACAGCAUGGGUUGAGAAAUAGGAUGGAAAUAUUUAGGUCAAGAGAAACAGGUUGGGGAGUGAGGUCCUUGGAAUUGAUACAAGCAGGUGCUUUUAUAUGUGAAUAUACAGGAGUUGUUCUCACAAGGGACCAAGCAGAAGUUUUCAAGAUGAAUGGUGAUACAUUGAUUUAUCCUAAUCGCUUUUCGGAACGUUGGGCAGAAUGGGGGAAUUUGUCUAGGAUAUUUCCAGAAUAUGUGUGUCCAUCAUAUCCCUCAAUUCCUCCUAUAGAUUUUGCAAUGGAUGUAUCGAGGAUGAGGAAUGUUGCUUGUUAUAUUAGCCAUAGUUCCGGUCCUAAUGUGCUGGUGCAGUGUGUGUUGUAUGAUCACAACAACUUGAUGUUCCCUCACCUUAUGCUUUUUGCAAUGGAGAAUAUCCCUCCUUUGAGAGAGCUUAGCAUAGAUUAUGGUGUAGCUGAUGAAUGGACUGGGAAGCUCUCUAUCUGUAACUAAAUAUCUAAGAGAUUUUUUGGAUUUUGAUGUGGUGCAGUGGGGCAAUGAGACGUGAUUUACUGAGGUGGGGGGAUCAGACAAUGCAUCUAAAACUGUUUGUUGUAGCCGUGUUAUCAUUGUAAGUACGUUCAUUAUGUCUAGUGAUUCACUUAAGUGAAUUUCUGCUGGUGCCGAUUGAACAAAGCAUCUAGAACAGCUUUUUUCCUCUUCAUCUGAUUCCUUAAACAUUUUGUACCUCACCACUUUCUCUGAAUGUUGUUACAAUGGUAUCAGAUAAGAUUUUGCCUUGCUGCUAUCAUGGUUUUACCUAUUCUGUUCGCAUUAGGUCGGUCCCUGUUGAUGGUUAUAAAAUA
Messenger RNA from Hibiscus syriacus, 2559 nucleotides. Its product is annotated as histone-lysine N-methyltransferase family member SUVH9-like. The record is from RefSeq and is a predicted model, not a curated record. The transcript is spliced from 2 exons. Gene Ontology annotation, molecular function: zinc ion binding; histone methyltransferase activity; protein binding. Gene Ontology annotation, cellular component: nucleus. Bases 116 to 2206 code for a protein of 696 amino acids. Lineage: Eukaryota; Viridiplantae; Streptophyta; Magnoliopsida; Malvales; Malvaceae.